This is a messenger RNA of Lindgomyces ingoldianus, 2145 nucleotides long. RefSeq lists its product as uncharacterized. The transcript is spliced from 15 exons. The coding region runs from base 1 to 2145 and encodes 714 amino acids. The record is from RefSeq and is a predicted model, not a curated record. NCBI's taxonomy places the organism in Eukaryota, Fungi, Ascomycota, Dothideomycetes, Pleosporales, Lindgomycetaceae.
AUGCAAAACCUAGAUUUUAACUUGCUACAACAGACUGCUCAGCCCCAAAAUCAAGAUGAGCAAGAUUGGGUAGGAGUGGAGGACGAAGAAGGUAGUGAGGUUGAUGAUGAGCAAAAUCAGGAGCUCACAAUUCUUACGUCGUCUGCCGCAGCACCUCUACGUACAGCUAGAAUCCAGCAAGCUCAAGUCCUUCCUGAGUAUCCGCAAACACUACCUAGAGGGUAUACAUAUUGUGUUAGUACAGAUAAGAGGGAUAUUAAGGAGGUGCUUCAAGAAGCAUUAGCAUUUCAAUACUGCCGCAAGAAUAAAGCGAAGAAGAAAGGCACUACUUGCCUCUACCUCGGCGGCCAGGCUUUGCGGUGGAAAUACCAAUGCACUGGGGCAAAGUAUUGUCAAUACCUUGAAAACAGCUUACGAACACGUUCACAUUGUCAUGCAAGCGCACAACUCUGGGAGGAGCUUCGUCAAUAUCGACGAACUCCUCUUAGAGAAGAGACUAAUAAGAAGAAGAGACACUCUCUAGGUCUGUAUCUUACGGUGCAGCCCAAUUUUACGCCAAACAAGCUUCCCUCUGCUCAGAAUGGCGGCAGCAGACGCAACGCACUGAGGACCAUUUCUUUAGAAGGAUUACAGAGAAGCAUGAUCAUGAACACCUUCAGAAGCUGUUUAGAGAGGGUUUUGAACAUGUCCCAGAGACUACAGAAACUUGCUGUACUGUUGAACCAAAUACGUCGCGAUUACCAAAACGUUAACCACCCGCAAGGCCACGCCCACUUCCUACAGUGGACGUGUCCUGUUGAGUUUGAUAUCAUCAUCCCAUUACAUUUAGAACGUAUUCCGUUCUUCCUCUUCUGCUCUCAUGGCGAGCAUACGCAUCUACCUCCUCCUCCCCAUCGCCCCCCUGAAGAAAUUAUACAAGGAAUUACCAAAUUAAUCCAGAGAGAGAGGGAUCCAACAGUUACACAAGCCCAGUUUCUCAGUUCCCCUGCCCUUAAGGAGUUCUGCCGUCAAAAUAACGCUGUCUCUCUCAUCCAAAUCCAUCAAUCUUUUGCUAAUAUGGAUCGGAUCACACGGAUCCUUUGGAGAGAGCGCCUGGCUAUGUUCCCUGCAGGGCAGCAUGUACAGGGUGUUAUUGUAGAGCAUAUGACAAAGCACCAGAACCCUGAGCGUGCCUAUAUCCGAGAAAUUUUUGUUGAGGAUGAGCAAGCUGAGGUCUUUGCCUCCCUAAAGACAUUCCAAUGUGAUAUGUCAUUCAAGAGGACCUUUAAGAACGGGUUUCGUGAGAUUACCUUUGCAUUCUUUAACGAAUCACAUGGCAAGCUUUUUACUCUUGCGCGCAUCUUUGUCAAUAGCGACAGUCCACAGAUGUAUAUGCGGUGCUUUCAGAGACUAUUUACAUUACUUUCUGAACGUACUGGGAAGAAUCUUAACUGCUGGCGACACCUCCAUAAUGAGGGGUUUGAUGGAAUGACAGUUGAUAUGGACUGGAAGCGGAUGGAAGGCUUUGGAUUGUACCUAACAGAACUGGAUACAAGUCGACGUCCCUGGGACUGGCAGCUACAGAAUUGUAUUCGGUUCUGUGUUGUACACUUUAAGCGGAGUAUUACCCAAGCAACACCAGGCUCAGAACGCCAUCAGGACAGUGUCUGCACCCGUAUGCAAGCUCUUCUUACUUGUGAGAGCAUGGAAGACUAUCAUACGCUUGGUAAUCUGCUUCGAGCUCAAGAGAGCGCACCUAUUGCUAACUGGGCAGCUCACAAGUUGAUCCCUGUUAUAGCAGCUGGUUUAAACCAACAUUGCUCAUUAAUUCCAAAAGAUGUUUGGAAUACAAUGUCACCAAAUUCAAACGCAGCAGAACAGGCUGCAGAGAAGUCAUACUCCUACGGGAAAGGGCUUCCAGUACUUUCUGCAGUCCUCAGUGGAAUGAAGCUUGACCAGAGAGAUAUCGACCAACUAGGAGCAAGAGAGGACGACCUCCAGCAGAGCCUCAUCUCUAGUCCCUACAAACGAGUUACUAAGGCGUUCAAACUCAUCUGGUACUAUACGGGGCCGUUCAAGGUCGACAGCAUCACGAUCACGAUCACGAUCACACUCGCCAUCAGUAGCUCAGUGUCCAAGGAACUCAAGUCCUGUCACUGCUACUAG